This is a messenger RNA of Mucor mucedo, 189 nucleotides long. RefSeq lists its product as uncharacterized. The record is from RefSeq and is a predicted model, not a curated record. Gene Ontology annotation, biological process: mitochondrial electron transport, cytochrome c to oxygen. Bases 1 to 189 code for a protein of 62 amino acids. NCBI's taxonomy places the organism in Eukaryota, Fungi, Mucoromycota, Mucoromycetes, Mucorales, Mucoraceae. The transcript is spliced from 2 exons.
AUGCUCAUCAACCGACCUAACAACGUUCUCGCUAACCAACGUUACUUUCAAGCCCCUUCUCAAGCUCCUCUCUGGAUCAAGGGAAAGAGAGAUAAAUUAAUCGUCACAAUUGUCUUUGCUGGUCUCGGUGUUGGUGUUAUUGGUUCUCUUACUGGUGCCGUCAAGAUGGUUAUUGGCAAGAAGGAUUAA